Messenger RNA from Cuscuta epithymum, 1530 nucleotides. The record is from the annotation of a GenBank genome assembly. NCBI's taxonomy places the organism in Eukaryota, Viridiplantae, Streptophyta, Magnoliopsida, Solanales, Convolvulaceae.
AAUAUUUUCUUCCCUUACGUAGCCUUCUUUGACAUGGUAUCAGAGCGGUAGACGUUCUGGGCUAAAUACUUCCGCCGAACCAGAAGCCGAGACGACGUAACAAUGGCUGGAGACCAAGUUGAGCGUCGGAAAAUCAAUGACCCUGCCUCACCUUACUAUCUGUCAAGCUCGGACUACCCCGGUCAGAAUAUUUGCGGGGUAGUGUUGAAAGGAGAGAGCAACUACAGAGAAUGGGCGACGUCCAUGAAGAAUGCAUUCCGUGCAAAACGGAAAUUGGUGUUUCUUGACGGAACUAUCAAACGACCCGAGAACAACGAAAGAGAUCUAGAAGACUGGCUGACUGUCCAUUCCAUGGCCGUGGGAUGGAUUAUGACCUCGGUAGACCAGCCUCUACGAACCAAUCUGGUCUAUAUGGAAAGUGUUUGUGAUCUGUGGAAUGAUUUGGAGCAGCGGUUCUCCGUGGGAGAUGCGAUGCGGACACACGAGUUGAAAGAGCAGAUCCGGAAUUGCCGCCAGAACGGACAAAACAUAACAACCUACUUUGGGCAACUCAAAGGCCUAUGGGAUGACUAUGAUGAACUUCGGACUAUCCCACAGUGUAAGUGUGGUGCCUGUACAUGUAAUCUCAACAAACAGUUUCUUAAACAUGUGGAGAAGGAAAAAAUACAUGAUUUUUUAAUGGGUCUGGACCAUGAAAAUUAUGGGAACCUACGUUCCAAUAUACUACGUCUGGAUGAGCUCCCUUCACUCACCAAGGUGUAUCACGCUGUGAUACAAGAGGAACGGCUUCAGAACCUAACGAAAGGGAAGGAAGAAAAGCCUGAGGUGGUGGCUUUUGCUGCUCGCACUACAACCAACGUUGGAGCAAGGGAAGAAAAAGUCAAAUGCACCUUUUGUCACAAAACUGGACAUGAGGUGGAAAACUGUUUCCGCCGAACCGGAAAUUAUCCGGAUUGGUGGUAUGAAAACGCGGGAAGAGGACGUGGAGGACGAAGCCGCGGUGGACCCAGCCGUGGUGGACAAGGCCGUGGAGGAACAGGACGGACACAUGGACGCGGGGCAGUGCAAGCAAUGCACGUCGGUGAGUAUCGAGAUGAUGGACCAGUCAUGCAUGAACCGAAGGAAGCAGUCCUCCACAAACCCGAAAUUACCAAUGAACAAUGGCAGUAUUUCUUAAAAUUGAUGGAAAAGUGUAAGACUACUUCGUCGGAAGAAAAACUCACAGGACCUACCUACGAAGACGCCGAUUGGAGUGGGUGACCGACGAGGGGGAGUUUAUUAUUUCCGGAGUCUGGAUCGAGGACAAGCGCAUGCGGUGGGGAGUUCAGGCUCAGGUGACUUGUGGCAUUCUCGAUUGGGGCAUCCGUCAGUGAGAGUUUUACAGUUGCUUGGUUAUUUAAAUAAAAGUGUGUUAAAUUCCGUUCAGAAUAAUGUGUGUGAUGCAUGCUUGCGUGGUAAACAGACACGUGAUAGUUUUGCUAUUAAUAAUGCUCGUGCUGUCGAGCCCUUUGAAUUAAUUCACUGCGAUAU